Anopheles arabiensis is the source of this 4540-nucleotide messenger RNA. RefSeq names its product segment polarity protein dishevelled (gene dsh). The transcript has 4 exons. Gene Ontology annotation, biological process: canonical Wnt signaling pathway; intracellular signal transduction. Gene Ontology annotation, molecular function: frizzled binding. The coding region runs from base 494 to 2443 and encodes 649 amino acids. Gene Ontology annotation, cellular component: cytosol. The record is from RefSeq and is a predicted model, not a curated record. Lineage: Eukaryota; Metazoa; Arthropoda; Insecta; Diptera; Culicidae.
CUGUCAUUCCGCAACAAAACUUUUGCCAGAAACUCAACAAAGCUCGGAAGGUGUAAAUUUCUUCGUGGAAAAGUGCAUUUAACCCGCUGCAUUUCGCGUAAAACGGGCCCCGGACCCUUGGUGCAGCCGUGGGCGAUGCUUUUGUGGCCGUGAAGCAUGCAGCAAACCGUGUGCAACGUUUCCCAUGAUUGCGGGUCGUAGUUGGUGGUAGAAGAUGCCUGACGUCACGCACAGGUCGACGACGACGGCUAUGCUGUUCCUUGGUAGACAUGUGCUUCGUAAACACUGCGCCUAGAGCGAUCAACUGCCGGCAAACAGUGCAAUAAGUGCAUUUACUCGAGCAUACAGCAUUUUCGCGAAGAAAAACAGGACAUCAGUCGAAACAGGAAGAACUUUUAUUGCCCGCUAAGGAGCAGAUCAAAUCGUAGUGAAUAAGUGUGUGUGUGUCCUUUAGAGCAGGGCAUAGUCACGUGACUACGGUACGAAACCUGGGAUGAACAUGGACGAUAAAAACUCGACCGGAAGUGGGGGAGGAGGCGGAAGCAGUAGCACUGGGGGUGGAAGUGGCGGUGGCGGUGGUGAAACGAAAGUGAUCUAUCACAUCGAUGAUGAAACGACACCGUACCUAGUGAAGAUACCGCUACCUGCGCCGCAGGUGACGCUGAAGGACUUUAAGCUGGUUCUGAACAAGCAAAACAUCAACUACAAAUACUUUUUCAAAUCGAUGGACGCGGACUUUGGUGUAGUGAAGGAGGAAAUUGCGGACGAUGCAACAAUACUGCCCUGCUUCAAUGGGAAGGUCGUGUCGUGGCUGGUGACGGCCGACGGUUCCAACCAGUCCGACUGUUCCGAGCUGCAGCCGACGGAGAUGAUCGAUGGGCGGCCAACGCUGGCCCAGCUGCGCAGCAUGAACAAACCCACGAUGAACAACAUGAUGAAUAUGCCGAUGAAUCCGCUCACCUACCAGUCGGCUUCGGUCGUGUCGAGUGAUCUCGACUCGACCAGUCUGUUCGAAACGGAGAGCGAAAUUACGCUCGAUCGUGAUAUGACGGAGUGCAGCAGCGUGCAGCGGUUGCAGGUGCGCAAGAAGCCGCAGCGACGCAAAAAGCGCGCUCCGUCCAUGUCACGCACCUCGUCCUACAGCUCGAUUACCGAUUCGACCAUGUCGCUCAAUAUCAUCACAGUGCAGAUCAACAUGGAUACGGUGAACUUCCUGGGCAUCUCCAUCGUGGGGCAGUCGAACCGGGGCGGCGAUGGUGGCAUCUACGUGGGCAGCAUCAUGAAGGGCGGUGCGGUCGCACUCGAUGGACGAAUCGAGCCGGGAGACAUGAUCCUGCAGGUGAACGAUGUCAACUUUGAGAACAUGACCAACGACGAAGCGGUUCGGGUGUUGCGCGAGGUCGUGCAGAAGCCCGGCCCGAUCAAACUAGUGGUGGCCAAAUGCUGGGAUCCAAACCCGAAGGGAUACUUUACGAUCCCGCGCACCGAACCGGUUCGGCCGAUCGAUCCGGGCGCGUGGGUGGCACAUACGGCAGCGCUGCGCUCGCAGGACACGAUCAACACCGAUCUGCCGGAAUCGGUGCUUGAGCGCCUGCACGCCGAUAUGGACAUGAAGGAUAUUGUACGUGCAAUGACAAAGCCCGACAGUGGGCUCGAGAUUCGUGACCGGAUGUGGCUCAAGAUCACCAUUCCGAAUGCGUUUAUCGGCGCGGACGUUGUCAACUGGAUACUGGAACACGUGGACGGUAUCGGAGACCGCAGGGAGGCCCGCAAGUACGUCUCGCUAAUGCUGAGGCGCGGCUACAUCAAGCACACCGUCAACAAGCUAACGUUCUCGGAGCAGUGCUACUACGUCGUCGGCAAUGGCAUCCGCCAGGACAUCUCGAACAUGUCGCUCGAGGACACGGAAAGCAUGCUGAGCGACAUCGCGCCACUGCCCAAUCCGCCGAUCUACAUGACGUACUCUGGCAACUACAACCCGUCUCACGGCUACCAACCGAUCCAGUACGGAUGCACCGGGGAGCGGCAUCCGUCGUCCGGGUCGAGCAGCUCCGACAUUCUUACCAGCAAGGACACGUCGGCCUCGCAGAGCGACCUGGCAGCCGUCAUACAGCAGACCAACCAGAUGACGAUCGCAAACGCAUCGAACAAAUCGUCCGGAUCAUCGAACCGCGGUAAUGAGCAAGACAUUUCAGCUACACUUCGUUUUGGUGAAGGAAACAGCAGCGGAGACUUUAAGACAACGAGAUUAGGCAGCGGAGGCAUCGGCGGCAAGCUGAUCAGCACGAAGGACGACGAGGGGUACGAGGACAGCAUCUACUUCCAGCAUCAGCCGAUGCAGCCCACUUUGCAGCAGCAACAGCAUCAACUUCAGCAUCAGCAAUCGUUCGGUCGAAACGGUAGUGGCCGAAAGGAAUCGGGACACAUAUAUAACAAUCAGUAGGGCAUAUAUAGAGCAGCAGCAGUGAUGAGAGCGGUCGUGCUUGUGUGUGGGUGAGAAGUGGGAGGGGGGGGGGGGUGGUAGGUGUUUGUUUACGGCAAGAUAUGGUCCUUCUGCCGAUUGCUUGGCUUCCGGUGUGAAGUAUAAGCCAAAAAUGCCAGAACUGCGCACAUUCAGAUAUAUACACAUACACAUUAUGCCACAAGAGUGCGGGGAGGGAUUUUAGGGCAGAAAACACCGUACUCCCCCACCCGUUUAGAGUAAAAUGAGAGAAGCCGUGGGAAGAACAUUGUAUGGGGGCCCGCGACGGACGGCGACAUUCGUCGACCGGUUGCGCGGGUGUGUACGGCAAGCACUCACUAUAUUCAAACUAUUGGAAAAGCAGGGAAAAACACUGAGCAUAAGUUAGCAAACAGAGGAAAAUUCGCUAAACUAACUCUGGGACAUAAGCGCUAGCCGUACACGUGUGUGGCGGCGGCUUGGCAUCGUAGUGAAAGUUAAGGAAAGUUGUAUGCCAAGGUGUGCGAAAAAUGCACGGCUGUCGGCAGGAGACGAUGUCCUCAUAAAACGUGGACGAGAGAUUGCAAAUAUGCACAGCGACAAGGAACGGAACAUUGACAAUGUUCAUAACGGGAAGCAGGGAUUGGAUACAAGCUACCACACUAGAGCAUUUUUGUAGGGACACCUUCUUUGCUUACCUAUUUGUUUUACGUAUCGCUUUUAACACAUAGUUGUUUUGCUUUUUUCUUCGUUUAUUUUGGCUAAUAACGAAACUGCGACAAAAGCGGCGUGGAAUGAGAUUGUUCUUUAUAACAUGUUCGUCGUUUUGCGCCAUCCUUCAGUUUGCUUCAGUUUUCCUGUAGUUAGGGACUUAUUCUUUGCUACAUUUGUUACAAAGUUUAUUUGGUCGGUCGCUUUGUGUUUUCCUGCUUUAUCUAUCUUCAUUGAGAUUUUUUAUCGUUGUAUGUAACGCCUUUUUACACCACAAAAACGACAAUUUUACGUUCGCUUCCGAAACCAUUGUAAAUGUGUUUAUUAUUACGAUUAUUAUUAAUUAUAUUAUAUUAUGAUUAUUUUGCAAAACAUCAAUUAUUUUAGAAGGCAAAAAUAUAUAUACAUAUUUUACAAAACGGAAAACGUUAGAGUAUUUAUACCGGAACUGAUGCUAAGCUAUAUAUUGGGAGUCUUAAUGGCGGGAAUUUAAUCUUAAACAAAGGCGUAAAAAAUGAUACAUACAGUUAGUAUGAGUGAAACAUGAAACAGAUACACGCAAAACAAACUAUAAGUUUAAGCAAAUUAUACGAACGGGACGGGAGGAGCAGAACCUAUAAAGGAAACCUAAAACUGAAUACACAAUUUACGAUUAGAUUGAACCAACUCACUUGUAAACGUGAACCGUGAAUAUAGCCGAGAAGAUUGUUCGGUGCGCUGCAAUGGAAUCGGAAAAAAGUAGUCAGUAUGUGUCAGUAAUUGGUGUGAACAAUCGAUGUACGUACACCCGCACGAUGCAUUCGACGGGCACAGUCAUAUUUGGUUCUGUGAAAUCGUUCUGCGUUCUCGAUACAAGCCGCCAACAUUUGCAUUUAUAUGUUUAUCAAGAGUGCCCGGCCAAAAAAAAACGAAGGCAGGGGGGCGAAGUAGCAAUUGCGAAAACAAAUGUGGCCAAAAGAAAUUUCUACAUACGUAACUCCACGUGCCCAUCGUUUGGUGCGUUUUGCGUGAUGAAUGUGCCCGCCUCGGGACGCAAUUUGGAAUGCAUCUAGAGCGUGAUGCCAGAGUGGUUACGUGUAAAGGUUAACCGACGAAAAUCCGAUGAUAUACGAAUUUAUUGUACGGCGAGGUAUCGUAGCAAGAAGUCAACAAAGAACUAACACAAAAUGUGACCAUAGGGCAAAACUUACUAUGUGGAAACCCGAUGUGUGAAUCAUUGGGUUUCGAUGGAGAUGUGGUAACGCGCGCAUGGGUUGACAAAGGAAUGAAAAUGCGAAUGGUCCUAAGUAGAGAGAGAGAUGUGCAUGGGUGUAAACGUGAAUGCCGGAUGAUGCAGGAAGAUUAAUGCAAAAUAAUAAAAUGCAUGAAAUACUUGAACUUGUAAAUCUA